UCAGAGGGAAGGCUGUGCUUACCCAACAAACCCCACACCACUGUGGGAACACGGACAAGAGCGUGAAGAGACCACCGAGACUGUUUGCGUGAUACAUUUUGUAACCAAGACGAGCAGAAAAAAAAAGUUGGCUUUGAGUGUUGCUGAUGCUGCAUUUGGUUUUCGGAAACAGUCGGGGACGUGUGUGUGCUCAGUGAUCGGCUGCUAAGACAGAGAUACAUGUCGAGGAGACAUCGUCGCCCAGCUCUCAUCCUGACAGAAAUGAACCCAUCACCGGUGCGCUGCUCCUGCUGCUCCUGCUGCUCCUGCUCCUCCUGCUCCUCCGGCUGCUGACACUGUGCAGUUGUUGCCAUCAUCCGCUGAUCCACGCUGACUCUCCCUUUCAGUUUCUGCUCAGCAUCCAUAUUUGCAUCCCAGGGAGUGGCAACCACUAAUCCCCCCCUUUUCGCCUGGGAAGAAAAUCGAAAGUUCAGCGGCUUCAUCGGACGCGCUAUUUCCCCCCCACCCAGAAAGCUGAACAUGGAGAGUGACAGCUGCCACUCCCACAUCUAGUGCCUGAUCCAGACGCCUUCAUCACCCGGGGAGGAGCUCUCAGGUCCUGGCCGUCUUCCCCUGCCUCUCUAGAAUGAAUAUGCUGAAGUCCAGUGGACUGAAGAUCCCCGGCCGGGGGCCCAAACAUUCCAGCCCAGUGGGAAGGAGCUCAGCGGGCGGGACGUCCAGCCCUGUGGUCCCUAAAGACAACUGUCCACUGAAGCCCACCACACCGACUAAACUAACCGAAGAGGGCGACGAUGUUUUGGGGGACUACACGGUGGGCGAGCAGGUCUGGGUCAACGGGGUCAAACCAGGAGUCAUCGCCUACCUCGGGGAGACCCAGUUCGCCCCGGGACAGUGGGCCGGCGUGAUCCUGAACGACCUAGUUGGCAAGAACGACGGAUCAGUGGGCGGCGUGCGCUACUUCGAGUGCCAGCCGCUGCAGGGCAUCUUCACGCGGCCCUCCAAACUCAACCGACAGCCGGUCGGGGAGGGGAGCGACAGCCUCUCCACUGAGUCGCUCUCUGCUCUGAAUCUGUCUCAUCUGGGCGGCGGCCCCCAGAGGGUGGUGGUACCGCUCAGAGAGGGGCUGCUUAACAGUGCAGUGAAGACCGGAAACGAGUCCGGGUCCAACAUGUCCGACAGCGGCUCUGUGAAGAAAGGAGGGGAUAAGGAUUUACGAAUCGGAGAUCGAGUUUUGGUGGGCGGCUCUAAGAUGGGAGUCAUACGCUACAUCGGGGAGACAGACUUUGCCAAGGGGGAGUGGUGUGGGGUCGAGCUGGACGAGCCCCUGGGGAAGAACGACGGAGCAGUAGCUGGUACAAGAUAUUUUCAGUGUCUUCAGAAGUUCGGCCUGUUCGCUCCGAUCCACAAAGUGAUCCGCAUCGGCUUCCCGUCCACCAGCCCGGCCAAGGCCAAGAAGAGCAAGCGGAUGGCCAUGGGGGUCUCCUCUCUGGCCCACAGCCCCAGCAGCUCCUCCAUCAGCUCCGUCAGCUCGGUGGCCUCCUCCGUGGGCGGACGGCCGAGCCGGACCGGACUGCUGACGGAGACGUCGUCGCGUUACGCCCGUAAGAUCUCGGGCACCACGGCCCUGCAGGAGGCGCUGAAGGAGAAGCAGCAGCACAUCGAGCAGCUGCUGGCCGAGAGGGACCUGGAGCGAGCCGAGAUGGCCAAAGCGACGAGCCGCAUCAGUGAGGUGGAGAAGGAGCUGAGCAUCUUCAAGGCGCAGCACAUGCAGUACCUGACGGAGAAUGAAAGCACCCUGCAGCAGGUCAAAGCCAUGCUGGCCUCCACACAGAAAGACAAACUGGAGCUGGCCAAUCAGCUGGAGGAAGAAAAAAGGAAAGUGGAGGAUCUCCAGUUCAGAGUGGAGGAGGAAUCCAUCACCAAAGGAGACCUGGAGGGAAGAUGCUCUCAUGAUGCAGCAUCCUUGAGGUUGGGUAAGAGAACCAAGCAAACCACGGUUGAGGAGCAGAGUCGUAUCGUGCAGCUGGAGGAGGAGCUCGGCCUGCGGCGGGCCGAGAUCGAGAACCUGCAGACCAAACUGAGAGGAGCCGACGCAAACUCGACAAACGGCGGUGAACUCGGCCCGGGGUCGGACGCCCAGCCGGAGACCCUCCACCAGCUGGCGUCGGAGAGCAGCGAGCUCAAAGAGAAGUAUGAGACGGCGGCGGCGGCAGCAGCGAGCCGGCAGGAGGUAGAGGCGCUGAAGGCGGUGGUGGAGAAUAAGAACCAGGAGCUCAGUGAGAUGAAGCUGAAAGUCCAACAGGCCACCAAAGAGAACAUGGACAUGAUGGACACCUGGAAGGCUAAAUUUGACACUUUGGUGAGCGACCACCAGCGCUCCCUGGAGGAGCUGAAGGCCACGCUGAGCAGCGACCGUGCUGCUCCAGAAGGUCAGGAGCAGGACGCCCAGGAGCUGAGGACCGCUCUGGAGAGCCUGAAGAUGGAGCACCAGCUGGAGGUGGAGAACCUCAAGGCCAAGCACAAGAUCGAAGCCGCCAUUCUCACCAAGGAGCGCGAAGACUUCUGCUCUCGACUGCAGGACGCCAAAGAGCAGCUGGCAGAGGGGAACCAGGCGUCGAGGGCCGAGCAGGAGGCCAAAGGCGGCAAACAGGCGCUGGACGUGGCCACGGAUAAGCUGCAGAAGGCGGAGCAGAGGCUGGGGGAGAUGGAGAAGCGUCAGCUGGAGCGGGACAGGAGCACAGAGGAGCUGAGAGAGAGGCUGGAGCUGUCGGAGAAGAAGAUGAAGGACUACCAGGCUCUGCAGAAAGCUCAAGCCGAGAGCCGGGAGGAGAUCCAGAAACUGGAGGAGAAGCUGAGGGUGACGGCCAACCAGCUCCAGGCCAUCCAGGCCGACCGCUACACGUCCAACGAUGCAAAUGUGAUUGAAGAUAAUGAAAUAUCAGACGAGAAGAUGAAGCUAAAACAAAACAUCGAAGAAACGAUGGAGAAGUUGUUGAAAAGAGAAAAAGAAGUCUCCACUCUCACGUCCCAAGUCGAAGGCCUCAAAUCCCAGAUCGGAGCGCUGGAGAGCAAAGUCCGCUCGGGGGAAAAGAAAUCCGAGGCGCUGGCCCGGGAGAAUCUGCGCGUGGAGGCAGAGCUGGAGUCUAUGACCAAGAAGUCCCAUGAUGCAUCUGGGCAGCUGGUCCACAUCAGCCAGGAGCUGCUGAAGAAAGAGAGGAGUCUGAACGAGCUGCGAGUUUUACUCCUGGAAUCACAUCGUCACUCCCGAGACAUGGAGAAAGAUCUGACCCGAGAGGUGCACAAGGCCGAGUGGAAGGUCAAAGAGCAGAAACUUCAGGACGACAUCAAGACCCUGCGUGACAAACUGCUGCUCCUGGGUCGUGAACGGUCCUCCCCAGACCACCGGCGGUACUCCAUGCUCGACCCCUCUGCCCUGGACUCGGAGGUGAGCCGCCUCCGCCAGCGGCUGCUCAACACCGAGGACGCCCUGAGGAACGCGCUGGAACACAACCAGCAGGUCGACCAGCUGGUGCUGGCAAUGCGCAAGCAUCCGGAGAAAAGCCCGGCGCACGGUGCCAAUUCAGCCAAUGGGAUUCAUCAUCAGGAGGCGGACAGCACUCGAGAUGUUGGGUCAACACUGAUAUGAGCAGAAGAGACGAGAAUAAACCGGGACACGCAGAGACUCUCACCACGACGUUUCUCCUGAUUCUGAUGCAAAACGGACAACCUGAAGAAAAAAAUUCCCGUUUACAUUUAAAAAACCAAAACAGCGACAUCUCUAUCCUGAGUGAAUUUAUGUGUUGUUGCAGAACGCUUUCUAUUAGCCAAUCAUGAAGACCGCUUAAAGUACUAUACAAAUACAAACAAGGACAUGGACAUGAAGAUUUAUUAUCGGUACAGCUCCUGCAGAGAAAAACAAAAUGGCGACUUGUGAUGCUUUACACUAGUUAGAAAGACCAAGCUGCUGGGAACUCUUGAGACAAUUCUGAAAUUUGGAUCUGAAGACUAAACACGACCGAUGGACAACGAGCUGGAGAAACUGGGUCUUUUCUCGUCUUUGUUUUUAUUUAUUACUUUUUUUUUUUUUUUUGCUCCUCAGCUUUUGUAACGAUACUUUAUGGAUGAGCUGUGUCGGCCUGUGAUACUCUGAGCAACUCUUUGAGGAUGAUACUGACGAGUUUUUUAACGGGGGGUUUGUCUCAUUGGUCACCUUUAAUAACACCUGAUCAGAGAAUUAGUGAUGAAGCCUUUAAGGCCCUGACACACCAAGGAGGUCGUCGGUGCGGUUGGUGAGAGGGAUCUCUCUGAUUGGCUGUUGGGAGGUUUCAUUUCUCUCCAGCUCUCCUCUCAGGUUCUCUAAAGCCCCUUGAG
Molecule: messenger RNA, 4371 nt
Organism: Labrus bergylta (ballan wrasse)
Lineage: Eukaryota; Metazoa; Chordata; Actinopteri; Labriformes; Labridae
Gene: clip2
Product: CAP-GLY domain containing linker protein 2
Biological process (GO): cytoplasmic microtubule organization
Cellular component (GO): nucleus; cell cortex; microtubule plus-end
Molecular function (GO): microtubule plus-end binding
Source: RefSeq, a predicted model, not a curated record